AAUUGAACCUGGACACCCUAAAUUUACGCGUAUAAAUAAACCGGAGAUCAAGGAGAGACCGUACCACAAACCAAAUCAGCCAAUAAACCAAAAUCUUUCUUUCAUAUAUUGAAAAUGGCGCCAAGCAUUGCGGUUCCGGCGGUGCAAAACCACCGGUCUGCGGCGGCGAAGACAAUGGCGGAGGAGGAGGUGUUGAGAAGGAGGAAUGAGGAACUAGAGAGAGAAUUGAAAAGGAGUCUAGAGAGAGAAGAGAAGAUGAAGAUGGAGCUGCAGAAGACGUGGGAGCGGCUGCGCGUGGCGGAGGACGCGGAGGAGCGUCUGUGUUCGCAGCUGGGAGAGCUUGAAGCUGAGGCCGUGGAUCAGGCGCGUGCAUACAGAGAGCGUCUGGUUAUGUUGAUGGAACAGCUUUCGGCUGCUCAGAAGAUUAUUGAAUCGGCUUCUGUUUAGAGACCAUGAAUAUGUUCUUGAAUUGUUAAGAGAAAAUAUAGACGUUGUAAAUUGAAUUACAAAUAACAUGUAUAUUGAUUUGAACAUUUGUUCUUGAAAUUUUGUUUGUGAUGGAGUAA
Helianthus annuus (common sunflower) is the source of this 566-nucleotide messenger RNA. RefSeq names its product protein RESPONSE TO LOW SULFUR 3-like. NCBI's taxonomy places the organism in Eukaryota, Viridiplantae, Streptophyta, Magnoliopsida, Asterales, Asteraceae. Gene Ontology annotation, biological process: cellular oxidant detoxification. The coding region runs from base 115 to 447 and encodes 110 amino acids. The record is from RefSeq and is a predicted model, not a curated record. The transcript has a single exon.